UCUAGAUCCGAAAAUGCUUAUCAAACCUAUUGAUAAGUAAUUCAAAUCUUGAAAUCCAAAAUCAAUAGAAAAGUUAGGCAGGGAGGCAGGAGGUUAUUCCGAUCAGAAUGAAGGGAGCUAUAGCAGUCUCUAUUGUGGCAACCCUAGGAAAUAUGAUACAGGGAUGGGAUAGUGCAGUCAUUGCUGGCACCGUCAUUUACAUAAGACAGGAGUUCCUUUUAAAGACUCAAAUGGAAGGGCUAGUAAUAGCCAUAGCUCUCAUUGGGGGCAUACUAAGCACAACCAUCUCCGGCGGUGUCUCUGAUCGGAUCGGCCGACGUCCCAUGCUUUUAAUUUCCUCGGUGUUGUAUCUUGUUAGCGGCCUAAUAAUGUCCUGGUCUCCAAAUGUUUAUGUUCUUCUGUUAGCUAGACUGCUCAACGGGUUUGGUACUGGUUUCGUGGUUACUCUUGUCCCCAUUUACAUCUCCGAAACGGCGCCGUCCGAUAUCAGGGGAUCACUGAAUACAUUGCCACAGUUUAUGGGAUCCAGCGGGAUGUGUUUGUCGUCUUCGAUGGUGUUUGGGGUGUCAUUGACGGCGUCUUUCAGCUGGAGAUUGAUGCUGGCAAUUCUUUGUCUGCCAUCGUUUUUGUACUUCGCUUUGAUUGUGUUUUACUUGCCUGAAUCUCCAAGAUGGCUCGUGAGCAAGGGAAGAAUAGAUGAGGCCAAACAAGUCUUGAAGACACUCCGGGGCAUCACUGAUGAUAAUGUGCUUAUGGCGGAGUUGGCCUUGCUGGUUGAGGGUCUUAAACCUGGAGGAAAAUCAUCCGUGGAGGAAUACGUAAUAGCCCCCGCUAAUGACAUCUUGAAUCCUAAUCGGGAACCAAACAAUGGAGGAAAUGAUCAAAUAAGAAUCUACGGCCCUGAUAGCGGUCAAUCAUGGGUGGCCAAACCUGUAGGCAAAGGACGAAGUCUCUUGUUGACUUCUCAUCAAGGAAGCAGCCUCACUCUUGAGGUGGAUCCUUUAGUCGCUCUCUUCGGCAGCAUACAUGAGAAAGUCCCCGAGAGUAGUACCCUAGGAAGCAACAUUUUCUCCGGAGCGGAUCAACAACCUCAUCAUGAGCACUGGGAUGAGGAGAAUCAACCAAUUGAUGACAGUGAUGACUAUGAAGUAGAUACAGAAGGAGUGGAAGAGGAUUUGAGAAGCCCAUUGCUGUCCCAUGACCAAAGAUCAAGCCCGCGAGGAAGUCAAGUGCUAGGAGUAAGACGAAACAGCAGCCUUUGCAUAGAAGGGAAUAAUAAUGCAGGUGAAGUAGUGAGCCACAGUGCGAACAUAGGAGCCGGUUGGCAAAUAGCGUGGAGGUGGAGCGAGCGAGUAGGCGAAGAUGGGAACAAGGAAGGAGAGCUGCAAAGAAUCUUUCUGCGCCAGGAGGCCAUAACGGCGCCCUCUCGUAACGGAUCGAUCAUCUCAGUCCCAGCUGCAGUUCCGGAAGAGAGUGAAGUAGUGGUUCCGGUGGCUGCCUUAGUUAGUCAUUCGGCUAUUGGUCCCCAAGGACCAAUCAAAAUGUGUCCUCAAGAAGAUGGUGGGAUAGAACCGGUUCUCAAUAUGGAAUCGCAGAAAGAUGUUGUUAAAGCGGUGAGUUGGAGUGAUCUUAUGGAGCCAGGAGUACGGCGGGCUUUGGCUGUUGGAAUUGGACUUCAGAUUUUUCAGCAGAUGUCUGGCAUAAAUGGAGUUCUGUACUACGCUCCGCAAAUUCUAGAGGAAGCAGGCGUAGCCGUACUUCUAACAAAUAUGGGGAUGAAUCUCAUUUCUGCGUCUUUGCUUUUAAAUUCAAUAAUAACGUUCUUGAUGCUUCCUGCCAUUGUUGUUUGCAUGCGGUUGAUGGAUAUAUCUGGUAGAAGGGCAUUGCUACUCUACACCGUACCUGUGCUUAUAGUGUCUCUUAGUUUACUAGUGAUUAGCAGCUUUUUCAAGUUGGGGACUAUCAUGACUGCAAUAAUCUCCACUCCAAGUGUUGUAAUCUACUUAUGUUCGUUCGUGAUGGCUUUUGGUUCAAUUCCAAACACCCUAUGCUCAGAGAUAUUCCCUACUCGUGUGCGGGGCUUAUGUAUUACUAUAUGUGCAACGACAUAUUGGUGUGCAAAUAUUCUCAUAACUUAUUCGUUUCCCAUUCUCUUCGAAUGGAUUGGGCUCGCUGGAGUGUUUAGCAUUUAUGCUGUUGGUUGCAUCCUCGCAUGGGUAUUCGUUUAUCUCAAGGUUCCUGAGACAAAGGGCAUGCCAUUAGAAGUUAUUUCUGAGUAUUUUGCACUUGGUACUAUCAAAUCGGCCGAACCUGUUGAGAUUACCGCCGCCGCUUCCGCCAACGAAAGCACGCAAAAUUGACUAUGCAUGUCCCUUUCGAACAAUAUUAGUAUUUUGUGUUUUUGUUCUUGUAACAUUGGAUCAAAUUACAUUUUUGAGGUAACUGUGUUACUUUUUUCACUUGGCACAUGUUUUAAGACAAUUAAUGCAUGCAUUGCUUAAUUAGGUGUUACUGUCCAAUAAUAUUUAUUUUGC
Molecule: messenger RNA, 2534 nt
Organism: Humulus lupulus (European hop)
Lineage: Eukaryota; Viridiplantae; Streptophyta; Magnoliopsida; Rosales; Cannabaceae
Product: monosaccharide-sensing protein 2-like
Exons: 6
Coding region: 108-2360 (750 amino acids)
Biological process (GO): transmembrane transport
Cellular component (GO): membrane
Molecular function (GO): myo-inositol:proton symporter activity
Source: RefSeq, a predicted model, not a curated record